Xenopus tropicalis (tropical clawed frog) is the source of this 681-nucleotide messenger RNA. RefSeq names its product protein unc-13 homolog B-like. The record is from RefSeq and is a predicted model, not a curated record. Gene Ontology annotation, molecular function: diacylglycerol binding. The coding region runs from base 1 to 681 and encodes 226 amino acids. Gene Ontology annotation, biological process: chemical synaptic transmission. NCBI's taxonomy places the organism in Eukaryota, Metazoa, Chordata, Amphibia, Anura, Pipidae. The transcript is spliced from 7 exons. Gene Ontology annotation, cellular component: synapse.
AUGAAUAAGAACAUCAAGAAGUAUUUUGGAGGGGCUGCCCACCUUUUGCAAGACAAAUCUUACACAUAUGUAAUUAUAAAGAUUGAAAAAAUAAAAUGUACCACAGCAUCUAAACCAGGACAGGAUCCUUGCUGGGAACAAGAUUACAUACUUGACAUUGAUGAUCUCCAGAGAGGUUUCCUUGUGGAGGUGUGGAAGUCAGGCUGGCUUCGAGACUCUGUUAUAGGCAGUGUUUGGAUUCCUCUCAAGACUGUAAGACAUGCCAUUGAUGAGGGAUCUGGCGAAUGGUGGACAUUGUAUUCUGAAAUUAUUCCAAAUGAAAAUGAAACAUUUCGUGUCCAAUCUCCAACGAUGCAUGAACUUUUGUUGGAAGUAUUUUUUGCUGUGCCAUUUGCAGAUGAUGUAACUGAUAAUCAAGACUUAUAUCCCAGAAACGAAUCCCUUUGGACGAAUUCUAACAAUGCAGAAGUUUCCACUUCAUCUCAAAAUAUUCUCAGUACUAUUAAAAAAGAGACAAGGUAUAUUUUCUCAACUCCUCGUGAAUGGAAUGAAGAUGUGAUCUUUGCAAGCAAUGUUGCCAAAGAAAGAUGGAGCAGAGCUAUUCAAAAGGUUUUGUUUAAACUUUAUGCUGGUAUUAUAAGCUUGGAUUUGGAUCUUUCUAUAAAAGGAAUAGCACCAUGA